AUGGUCGAGAAAUUCGAUCAGUUGAAUUUACGAGAACCACUUUUACGUGAUAUAUAUGGCUAUGGUAUCGAACAUCCUGCAAAUGUUCAACAACGUGCUCUUAAAUCGUGCAUUUCAGGUUACGAUGUGAUUGUACAAGCACAAUCAGGCACAGGUAAAACAAUAACCUCCAUUAUUGCAGUCUUACAACAACUCAACAUGGACUGCAAAAAUUGUCAAACAUUAAUUCUGGUACCAACGCGUGAACUAGCUCAGGCGAUACAUAGAGUAGUUUUAACACUAGGUAAACAUAUGAAUGUGACAUCUCAUGCUUGUAUUGGUAAUACGAAUAUUCAUGAAGAUAUCAAAAUCCUUCAAGCAGGUGUCCAAGUUGUCGUUGGUACACCUGGUCGGAUCUAUGAUAUGUUAAAGAGAUCAGCACUCCGUGCUGAAAAUAUUAAAAUGUUCGUAUUAGAUGAAGCUGAUGAGCUUUUAUCUCAUGGUUUCAACGAACAAAUUUAUGAUAUAUUUACGAUGUUGCCAGGAAAUAUUCAGGUCAUUGUUCUAUCGGUUACGAUGCCAUGUGAUUUACUCGAUAUCACAACUAAAUUUAUGAAUGAUCCUGUCAAAGUUUUUAUCAAGACAGAAGAACGAACACUCGACGGUAUUCGUCAAUUUUACGUAAAUGUUGAACGUGAGGACUGGAAAUUAGAAACAUUAUAUGACUUGUUCGAUGGAUUAACGUUCACACUAGCGAUCAUCUUUUGUAACACACAUCGAAAGAUUGAUUGGUUAACUGAAAAACUACGUACACGUAAUUUAACUGUGGCUGCUCUGAAUCCUAAUAUGGAUAUCAAACAACAAAAUGAUGUCAUAAAAGAAUUUCGAACAGGUGUCAGUCGAAUUUUAGUAAGAACAGAUACACUUGGAAGUGAUACUUAUAUUCCACAAGUUAGUCUUGUUAUCAACUAUGAUCUACCGACUAAUCGUGAGAGCUAUGUUCAUCGUAUUGGACGUAGUGGUGCAUUCGGUCGAAAAGGCGUAGCUAUCAAUUUCAUUACCAAUGAUGAACAUCAAACAUUGCAAAACAUUGAACAAUAUUACAAUACAAAAAUUGAAGAAUUACCAUUGGAUAUUACCGAUUUGAUUUAG
Messenger RNA from Rotaria sp. Silwood1, 1131 nucleotides. The record is from the annotation of a GenBank genome assembly. Lineage: Eukaryota; Metazoa; Rotifera; Eurotatoria; Philodinida; Philodinidae.